This is a messenger RNA of Rotaria socialis, 408 nucleotides long. NCBI's taxonomy places the organism in Eukaryota, Metazoa, Rotifera, Eurotatoria, Philodinida, Philodinidae. The record is from the annotation of a GenBank genome assembly.
AUGCAUGCUUCACGAGCUUUUUGUGCUGCACCACGUCAUGUUUAUGCUGGCGUAAUAUCGAAUAAAACAAGUAAACCGUUAAAAUGUACAAUUCACUAUGCAACUGGCACAAAUAAUAAUACUUCAAAUGAAUCGAUUUCAGUUACAUUGGAUGCUGGUGGCCGAGCUUGUAUACCAGAACAAGAAUACAAGCCAACACCUGAAGCAACGUUUACUUGUCGAAAAGUUGUUUCUCGAAUUGAAGUUCAUGAUGAUGAAAAAACCUACGCACUUGAACAACCGUUCGAUGGUGUUACAUGCCCGGUGACUGAAUGGCGAUUUGAUUUACAUGAUGAUCAUAUUGCUUCAGUGAAUCCAACUACAUUAGCAACGCCAACGCAACUAGAAAAUCCGGUUAUAGCUCAGUAA